Messenger RNA from Malassezia globosa CBS 7966, 1149 nucleotides. RefSeq lists its product as uncharacterized. Gene Ontology annotation, biological process: regulation of gene expression. The transcript has a single exon. The record is from RefSeq and is a predicted model, not a curated record. The coding region runs from base 1 to 1149 and encodes 382 amino acids. Gene Ontology annotation, molecular function: mRNA 3'-UTR AU-rich region binding. Gene Ontology annotation, cellular component: cytoplasm; nucleus. NCBI's taxonomy places the organism in Eukaryota, Fungi, Basidiomycota, Malasseziomycetes, Malasseziales, Malasseziaceae.
AUGAGCGAAUCUAAUCCAACAAUCGACCCCAUCAAGCAACACAGCGCCGACCUCUCAAAAAACUCCAAUGACUCACCUUUCAACGUGUCAGUCCCUCUUUCACAGACGCCAGUCUUGUUGGACUCUUCUAACACCAGUAUUAUGGUUGAACAAAGUCCCUCUUUGUAUGCAUCUGCUCCUGCUCUUUCUGGGGUGACCAAUACGUCUACCACCCAGUCUCCCUCUUCGUAUACCCCAUCUACGCCUGGGCCUAUUGUGAUGCGUGCGCUCAUUAUAACCAGCGAUGCUAGUGUUAUAAUCGGAAAGCAAGGUCGCCACAUCAAUGAGAUUCGUGAACUUAGCAAUGCUCGAUUGAAUAUAAGCGAGAGUAUCCCGUCUAACCCUGAACGUAUUCUCACGGUUUCUGGUGCACUGGAUGCUGUGAGCAAAGCGUUUGGUCUCCUGGUUCGUCGGAUCAAUGACGAACCAUUCGAUCAGCCAUCGCUUCCAGGUUCCCGAGCUGCGUCCAUCCGGUUCAUUAUCCCUAACUCUCGUAUGGGCGCAAUUAUUGGUCGUCAGGGCAGUAAAAUCAAAGAGAUUCAAGAAGCCAGCGGUGCUCGACUACAUGCAGGUGAAACUAUGCUACCUGGUUCGACUGAACGCAUCUUGAGCAUUACAGGCGUAGCAGAUGCUCUUCAUAUUGCGGUAUACUAUGUGGGUGCCACUUUGCUUGAACAUCCAGACCGUGGUUCGAAUAACCUCCCGUAUCGGCCAGCUGCUGUAAACCGCGCCUUGACUCCCUCACUCGUUGGCUCGCCCCUGAAUUCCCCUAGUGCGAGUAUGCUCGCUUUAAGUGCAACGAACAGCCCCAAAGCUUUGGCGUCAGUUCUGACGCCGGGCUUGCAGACUCAACAAAUAUUUAUCCCAAACGACCUUGUUGGCUGCAUUAUUGGCAAAGGUGGUCAGAAGAUCAACGAAAUUCGUCAAUUGAGUGCCAGUCAUAUCAAAAUUAUGGAGCGUAACGCUGGCAUUGCAGCAGGUGGGAGCGGUUCAGAACGGUUAGUGACAAUCACAGGUCCACCACCCAAUAUUCAAAUGGCUGUCACACUUUUGUACCAACGUCUUGAGCAAGAGAAAAUGCGCCUGGCGCAUAGUUCUCCUGCCAUCUAG